AUGGAGAACUACAAGUUUCUGGAAAUAGUUUCGCAGGACGCUCAUGGGGCUCUGCAAAUGAUGAAACACACGAAAGAUAACACGAAAGUGCUUGUCAAGAUGGUUGAAUGCAUGGAUGAGGCAAUGGCCAACAAAACCGUAAGGGAAGCCAUGUUCCUGUUGGACCUGCAGCAUGCAAAUAUUUGUAAAUACAAGGAGAUCUUUGUUGCCUGGAAUAAAGAGGAAGCAGCUUUGUCAGUUUGUUUGGUGAUGGAAUACAAUCACGUAGGAGACUUAGGUAUAGUCAUCCGAGGCAAGAGACAGAGGAAGGAGAAGGUCAGGGAGAUGGUGAUCGAGAACUUCUUGGGACAAAUGGUGGAUGUCCUUGUCUACAUGCACUCCAAAAAUGUGAUUCAUGGAAACUUGAAAGCCACCAACAUCCUAAUGAUGGAGGAUUUCUCCUUUGCAGUUUCUGAUUUCACCAUUCCUAUGUUUUUCAAAGAUGAGGUUAAAUUCAAAAUAAGGAUAAAAGAGGAUCAAAAGAUUCUGAUGGCACCAGAAGUGCUGGAAGGCAGACUUGACACAGCAAAUGACAUUUGGUCUACAGGAUGCAUUAUACUUGACAUGAUGUGCAGCAGGAUGUCUGAAGCUGAGUUUCUACAGCUGGUUCAGGAUAUCAAAGUCGACAGGAAACGCCUGGAGCUGGUCCUGGAGGAGCUUCACACACAACAGAAGUACACCUCCAGUCUGUGUCACCUGGUGCAGACAAUGAUGGAACCAAAUUACCAGAAUAGAAUCACCAUAUUGGAGCUGAGGGAGCUGGACUACGUGGUGGAGUCACUGAUAGUCUGCAAUUCUCUUCUGUCUGGAAGGAAGAAGUUAUUACUGGGCGUGUCGAAAAUACCAUAUGUUGGAAAUGUUGAUAAGCUACUAGAGUAUAUGCAGAGUGAAAUCGAUGUAGAAGAUGUCCAGAAAGAGGCACUGCAAUACCUGAUUUACUUAUUGCAUGAAGGCAAGGUGCUGAUGGACAGUGCACAGGUUACUCCAGUCCUUACCACUUUGCUGAACGUCCAUCCAGACUGCUUGGAAAUACAGGCUGAGGUGUGCCAGAUAUUCCUGAAGCUUGCAAUUAAAGCCACAGAGCUCAGUGUGGAAGAUGACAAUCUGUUCAGUGAGACUGUGAUCAACGUUGUUCUGUCAGUGAUGGAGUCACAACGCAAGUGUGUGGAUCUUCAGAUAGUCAUUUGCAAACUUCUCAUGGUGCUGUCAGGAAGUGAAGCAGCUGGAAAGCUGAUUGGGCAAGCCAAUGGGAUCCAGUCAAUCUUGACGACAUUGAGAACGUACAUUGAUUACAGCCACAUCUGCAUUCCCUGCUGUGGAGCUAUCUGGAGCCUUGUCACAACCAAAAAAAAUGCACGAACAGCAAAAUUGGAAGGUGCCCUGGGUACUGUUUGGAAAGUACUGAAGAAUCAUCUUCAGAAUGGAGAUGUGGUGGAGUCAGCCUGCUCAGCACUAUGGGCUCUUUCCUUGGAGGAGACACUGUCCGAUGAGCAGUUUGAAGGCAUCACUCUGCUCCUAAUUCAAGCGUACAUUCUCCAUCUACGAAAAGAAAAUAGCGUGAAGAAUAUCUGUCUCGCCCUGUCUAGCCUGAUCCGAAUGUCAGAGCUUGUGGCCUUUCGGAUUCUGGUGCCGAACAUGCAACAUGAUGGCUUGAGUGUGAUCAUGGAGAGUUACCACAUCCACCAGACUGAUGCUGAGGUGGUGCAGACCAUCUGCUUGGUGUUUCUGGACAUGGUGCAGUAUGAGGACGUUUUGCCUGAUCUGAUCUCCCGAAAAGUAGACAAGCUACUGAAUGAAAUCAAAAUCAAAUUUGCAUCUAAUGAGGAUAUUGUCAUCAUAGUAAAUUCUACACUUCUAAAACUUCAGACGGUGGAUGGAGAAUCUGAGAAUGCAAGCGGCAGGACAUCUGUUGAAUAAUCAGGUCUUCAAUUAAACUGAUGAAUGUUCUGCCUCAUGUUGAUUAUAUUCCUUCUCAGGACCUGAUCACAGCACCUGAUUCUGGUAACACAGACAGCCAUCAUCUUCUCCCAAAGGUGCUUUAGGUCAAACAGGGAUCACUUCAACCUAGUCCUGCCUUUAUCCUUCCAACCUGAGCUCUAUACUAACCGCACUGUCCUGAAAUCUGUUAGGUUUGACUCACUCGCAUUUGUUUCGCGGACACCUUUAAAUAAAGUUAAUAAAACCCAAGACAGAAGAAGAUCGGCAAUUCAAAUCCUGCUCCAGAGAUUUGAGAAAUUAGCUUUUUCCAGAGUCAGUAACCAGGGGAAUGAAUCUAAACAGAUCAUGUGAAAACUCUCCAUGCAGUACGGAAGCACUGAGUUUACAA
Mobula hypostoma (lesser devil ray) is the source of this 2365-nucleotide messenger RNA. Its product is annotated as serine/threonine kinase-like domain-containing protein STKLD1. The coding region runs from base 1 to 1956 and encodes 651 amino acids. Gene Ontology annotation, biological process: protein phosphorylation. The record is from RefSeq and is a predicted model, not a curated record. The transcript has 19 exons. NCBI's taxonomy places the organism in Eukaryota, Metazoa, Chordata, Chondrichthyes, Myliobatiformes, Myliobatidae. Gene Ontology annotation, molecular function: ATP binding; protein serine/threonine kinase activity.